AUGUCACGAAUAAGCUACAAGUCACCAUUACCCCGAGGCUUAUUCAUCAUCAUUCUUCACAAUGCUUCUUUCGGCUACGCGCCUUGGGCACGCCACGGUUGGCCUGCUAUUCGCGCUGUCCACUACUAUCCCCCCUAUCAACGCUGCUGUUCAACCAACGCCAAGGUCAACGAAGUAAACCAGACGACUGGACAGACUCUGUCUUAUGACACGUCUGUGGGCCUUUUUGACUUUAAUGGCCCCAUCGAACUCUCUAUUCAACCAUCCGAGAAGGUGUAUCCAUCUAUUGAGACGGUCAGAGUUCGCCCACUUUCAUACAACCUCAAGGCGGAUGUUCACGGCCGCACUAUCAAGUUGGCUCUUACCAAACCGGCCAACUUGGUAGUCGAGGUCAACGGCGAUGUUUUUAGGGUACUCCAUCUAUUUUCAGAUGAGAUCCAAAAAGACACCAUUAGCCGGGACGAGGCCAAAAAAGACUCUUCGAUUCUCUACUAUGGCGCGGGAUAUCACGAACUAAAGGACCAAGUCAACAUCACUUCGGGUCAGACAGUCUAUCUCGCCCCUGGUUCUUUCGUCAAGGGAGGCUUCAACUUUCAGAACGCAUCGAACGCAGCCAUUCUUGGGCGAGGUGUGCUUUACAAGAGCCCUUAUGAUGCAAUCACUAUCAACUAUUCCAAGAAUAUUCGUGUUCAAGGUGUGACGGUUAUCAACCCUGGCCAUUAUUCCGCCAUGAUGGGCUCGAGUGAUGGCGUCACCGUCUCUGGCUUGAGGUCGAUCAGUGCGGUGAAAUGGGGAGAUGGAAUCGAUGUAUUCUGUUGUCAGAAUGUGGUGCUUGAAAAACUCUUUAUGCGCAACUCGGACGAUUGCGUGGCAAUGUAUCAACACCGCUGGGACUACUAUGGCGACUCCAAAAACCUUACUCUCCGGGAUUCAUCUCUUUGGGCUGACCUCGCUCAUCCAAUUCAUCUUGGCCUACACGGAAACACUGUUACUCCUGAAACCAUGGAGGAUGUCACCAUCUCCAACAUCGAUAUCCUUGAUCACCGGGAGCCACAGGUUGACUAUCAAGGAUGCCUGGCAAUCAACGUCGCCGACGAGAAUCUUCUCAAGAACAUUCAAUUCCAAGACAUUCGCGUCGAAGACUUCCGGCUGGGCUCGCUUCUCAGCUUCAAAGUGCUCUACAACUCAAAGUACAGCUCAGGACCUGGCCGCGGUCUUCACAAUAUCACUGUCAAGAAUUUGUCGUACAAUGGGAAAGGUGGUAACAUUCCUGCGAUAGCCGGAUAUGAUAAAGAUCGCAGGGUUGAGUUUGUGGACUUUCAAGGAUUGGAAAUCAAUGGCCAGCAUGUAUGGGACGGUAUGCGAAAGCCUGGGUGGUAUUCCACGUCUGAUUUUGUCCCGCUCUACGUGGGUAGCCAUGUGGUCAACCUGACCUACUCUUCUUAA
This is a messenger RNA of Fusarium vanettenii 77-13-4, 1446 nucleotides long. RefSeq lists its product as uncharacterized. The transcript is spliced from 2 exons. Gene Ontology annotation, biological process: carbohydrate metabolic process. Bases 1 to 1446 code for a protein of 481 amino acids. Lineage: Eukaryota; Fungi; Ascomycota; Sordariomycetes; Hypocreales; Nectriaceae. Gene Ontology annotation, molecular function: polygalacturonase activity. The record is from RefSeq and is a predicted model, not a curated record.